AGAAGACUUCCCAGCAUGCAGUUCGGCGCGCGAAUUUGGAUUGUUUUGUAGUUCCCAACAUGGGAGUACUGCACGAACCAACAUACAUUAACGUGUUAGUUUAACAAUAUCAUCCCCUACAAACAUAUUCGUUUUACUUGGACAUAUUUAUGUAACGUUGGUGUUGGCAGGUAAUAGGAGGGCUGUGUGUGUUUUAGUAGUGAAUGGAGGAUGAGCAGCUCAGGACAGAGCAGCGGAGCACCAUCUGACCUCUUUGAAGACUUAUGGAGGCAGCUCAGAGAGUGCCACCAGAAUGCAUUUCAAGAACUGGAGUCAAAAGUGAGCAAGUUGAAAAAGGAGCGCUACUUAGAUGCUCAGAGACUUGAGGUGUUUCACAAUCGCACCCAGCAGCUAAAGGAGCAAAACAAAACCUUGCAGGAUGCUAUCAGUCUCCUGGAGGAAAGGGUCCGUGCAGGAGAGUGUGAUCGAUGUGCCAUCUUAGAGGAGAACCUAAAAAAUAACCAGGAUCAGAAUUUGCGCCUCAUCGCCAAACUGAAGAAUGAAAGAAACAACCUCGAGGAUGAAAACCGAAAACUAAAUGCUGAACUGCAAAAAUUAAAGAUGUCUCGAUACAAGCCCCACCAGGCGUCAUCCCCGGAACAAGAAGAAGGCAUCAUCCCAGACUCACCAAUCCUACCAAGCUCCCUGCCUGUGGCAAACAAACUGAAGAAACGAAAGAAUAUAGAUAAGCUGACGCAUGUUCGCUAUGCAGAGAUGCCUCUACCACAGUUGAACUAUUCCCUCUUCAGCGUACUGGAUAAGGAGCCUGUUGACGCUACAACAGAUCCUGGAAGAGCACAAGUGCUUGUACCCAACACGUGUGAAUUGGACGCAUCCCAAAUUUCAAAUGAUGUGAAUUUAAAUCUGGAAGAAGCGAUAGCCGAAACCUGCGGCCUUGAACUUAUUUACAAGCCUCACACGAAACAUGAGAAAACCGCAGGCCAGCAAAGCAGCUCAAAACCUCCCUGGAAGUAUGGCGUUCAUUUAAAACCUCACCGCUCCUCACUUUCUUCCACGCUGCUCCACAGUCCAGACUCGACCACAGAAAGGUCUCCGUCACUUCUCCACGGUGUCAAAAGGUUUUCGGAGGACGGUUCCAUUAAUAAACCAAAACGGAAGAAGGAGGAAAGUGAGCCGGAGGUGCAAGAGGAGGACAAACAAGGAAUCCAGGACGGGGCGAACAAACAGAAUGGUGGCAAACACGUACAACAUAAACUCAUCAAACAAACCUCCACACCUUUAAGCAUUCAAAGCUUCAAGCAGGGGCUGCUGGACAGCAAGGUUCAGUCAGCACACCAUGGGACUUCCAACCAAAGGCCAAAUGUUUCCUGUUUAAGUCCUGCUUUCAAAAAGCCAAAUGUUAAAGGAGAAGCAAACAAGGAUCUGAAUGCCACACAUAAACAACAUGAAGGCAAAGAUGCUGAAAGGAAGCCUAAUAUGGAGCCCAUGUGGAGCAUUGACCCUGCGCUCGCUCUGUCCAUGUAUGACAGUGAGGGGAGAGGAGACGAGCAAAAGGAGGAAGAAGAAGCAGCAGCAGCAGCAGCAGAAGAAGAAGAAGAAGAAGAAGAAGAAGAAGAGGAGUGCCCUGGAGAUUUGGCAGACACCGACCGCACUUGGGUCAGUCACAGUUUACUCCAGUGUUGGGGAGAAAAGGUCCAGGACAAAAGGAACAGUGUGUCUGGACUAGGCGGGAAGGCAAACGACAGUUUGGAUAUGAUGUUUGACACGACAGCUUACGGAGAAUACAAGUCUUUUAACAAUUCACACGUAGGCCAGAGCCAGCCCUGUGGUGCUGGGGAUGAAGGAGAAGCAGGAGAAGAAGAGGAGAAUGAUGAUCCUCAUGAAAACACUAUGAGCCAAAGUAACAGGCACAAAGCACAACGGCCAACAUUUGCACACAUGGCUGUGGUUCGCAAGAAAGACGAGAGAAGAAAACUGAAGGGCACGACCUGCAAGGAAUGUGAAAUUUAUUACGCCCAUCUCCCUGAAGACGAAAAGGAGAAGAAGCUGUCUGCAUGCUCAAGGCACCGAUUUCUGUACAUUCCUCCUUGUACUCCUGAAAACUUCUGGGAAGUUGGAUUCCCAUCAACUCAAACAUGCAUCGAAAGAGGUUAUAUCAGGGAAGAGAAGGAUCCCCAGGCUCGUACUCGGAGAAGACAACCAUAUAAUGCUUUAUUCUCCCAGAAGCAAAGCCAGCAAGAGAGCUAAAAAAGAAAAGCAUGUUUUUCUUUAUAGGAGGAGGCGUCGUCUUAUUAAGAAUGUUUUACUGGCUUGUGUUUUUGCUAGAUUUUCUAGAUGGUGAGUGAGUAUGCUUUGGGUACAUUGAGAUAAAUAAAAAUGACUAUAUGUA
Cottoperca gobio is the source of this 2389-nucleotide messenger RNA. It is a transcript of the gene rbbp8, whose product is annotated as retinoblastoma binding protein 8. The coding region runs from base 211 to 2247 and encodes 678 amino acids. Gene Ontology annotation, molecular function: damaged DNA binding. The transcript is spliced from 19 exons. Gene Ontology annotation, biological process: DNA repair; DNA double-strand break processing involved in repair via single-strand annealing. The record is from RefSeq and is a predicted model, not a curated record. Lineage: Eukaryota; Metazoa; Chordata; Actinopteri; Perciformes; Bovichtidae.